Molecule: messenger RNA, 621 nt
Organism: Diaporthe amygdali
Lineage: Eukaryota; Fungi; Ascomycota; Sordariomycetes; Diaporthales; Diaporthaceae
Exons: 3
Coding region: 1-621 (206 amino acids)
Source: RefSeq, a predicted model, not a curated record
AUGAAGCUCUCGAUUAUCUUGCACGCGGCAGCCACGAGCCUAGUCCAAGCAGCUGCCCAGGAUUACAUACGUGUCACGUCUGCUCUUACGGACUACGGCAUCGAUGAGAUGCAAUGGAUCUUGAAACCGGCAUUCGGCGAGCCUCUCCUGAUCAAUGGGACCCUCCAAGAGAUCGAGGACCAUCUUGAGGGGAGUGAAAUCUUGCAGCUUCCUCCACGGCCUCGAGCCGAGCGGUCUGCGGCGCAUGAUCAACGAUACAACAUCGGCAGAGAAGUCAAUACUGUUAAAUUUUGCGGCGUCUUCCCCAUGGCCGACGCGCAUCAUAUCGCAGCUCUAGUCCCUGCCAUCGGAGUCAUCUCGGGGCCCGCGGUCAUCGGUCCAGGGCCUGGCAACUGUGCCCAGGUCAGUUGUGCUCAGAACUCCGCGAUAUGGUGGUGCAACGACCGGAACAUCACGAUAAAGCUUCCUCAGGGUACUCAGGAGCUUGGCGACGCAGUGGAGGCAAUCAUCGAUCAGUGCUGCAAGACGACGAAUUGUCAAUCAUCCCCAAACUAUCCCAUCUCUGGACAAGCGUUUUCAGAUGAAGGAUGGAAUGUCUUGAUGAGAGGAGAGAGCUGCUGA